AUGAUUAAUUCUAUAGGCUCGCCUACUCAUACCUCUGCGUCGCACGAAGAUCGUAACUAUGCAUCUGAUAUAGAUCAUCAACCUGUGAGGUUUGUUCAUACAAUUUCAGAGGCAGGCAGGCUUCUACCUUCAGCAAGCCAAUGGAACUCAAUUGAACUUGAUUUUCAUCUUGCUCCGCAAUCAAACACUACCUAUGAUUCACUUCCUUCUCGAUACUCUAAAUCCUUCGACUACGAACUUGUUAUAACAGAUAAGAAAUACUUCAAGCGCUUUGUUUAUGUCUCCAUCCUCAUAGUUUUUGUUGUCCUAGCAAUUGUUCUACUAGUGCAAUUUCUGCCUCAUAAGCACAAGCACCAUGGAAAAUCAAAGAAUAUCACGCUCGCAUUAAACCAAGCUUUGAUGUUCUUCGAUGCUCAAAAGUCUGGGAAUUAUCCAAGCAAUAGUCCUGUCAAAUUUCGAGGAAGUUCAGGGUUGCAAGAUGGGAAUACGAGUAAUCCACCUGCAGACCUCAAGGGCGGCUUUUAUGAUUCCGGAAAAAAUAUAAAGUUCAGUUUCCCCACAGCCUAUACCAUUACCCUCUUGAGCUGGACUGUCAUUGAAUAUCAUGAUAAAUAUGACAGCAUAGGUGAGCUUGAUCAUGUCAAGGACAUUAUCAGAUGGGGCAGUGAUUACUUGCUAAAAAUCUUUGAUCCUCCAAAUUCAACUACAGCUCCCAUAAUAAUAUAUUCUCAGGCAGGCAUUCUAUAA
Molecule: messenger RNA, 747 nt
Organism: Populus trichocarpa (black cottonwood)
Lineage: Eukaryota; Viridiplantae; Streptophyta; Magnoliopsida; Malpighiales; Salicaceae
Product: endoglucanase 12-like
Exons: 2
Coding region: 1-747 (248 amino acids)
Biological process (GO): carbohydrate metabolic process
Molecular function (GO): hydrolase activity, hydrolyzing O-glycosyl compounds
Source: RefSeq, a predicted model, not a curated record